This is a messenger RNA of Limanda limanda (common dab), 1269 nucleotides long. RefSeq names its product 5-hydroxytryptamine (serotonin) receptor 7c (gene htr7c). The record is from RefSeq and is a predicted model, not a curated record. Gene Ontology annotation, biological process: G protein-coupled receptor signaling pathway, coupled to cyclic nucleotide second messenger; smooth muscle contraction; chemical synaptic transmission. Bases 64 to 1269 code for a protein of 401 amino acids. Gene Ontology annotation, molecular function: G protein-coupled serotonin receptor activity; neurotransmitter receptor activity. Gene Ontology annotation, cellular component: plasma membrane; dendrite. The transcript is spliced from 2 exons. NCBI's taxonomy places the organism in Eukaryota, Metazoa, Chordata, Actinopteri, Pleuronectiformes, Pleuronectidae.
GCGCGUAAUUGGAGCGCACUGGCGAGGCGUCCCUUGCACCCCCACCGGGAUAUCGCUGUCGUGAUGUUCAAUACUUCGGGAAUUGAGUUCACUUUUGACAAUAAGGAGGAUAUUUCCGAAGUUAUCAAUGGAACCCUGGAGCUUCUCUACAACGUCCUCGUCACCGUGGGUCCCACCGCCAUGUGGAACGAGUCGUGCGGGGAGCAGCUGCUGGACUUCGGGCGCCCGGAGAAGAUCAUCAUCGGGGUGAUGCUGGCGAUCAUCACGGCGGUCACCGUGAUGGGGAACACCCUGGUGGUGAUCGCGGUGUGUGUGGUGAAGAAGCUGAGGCAGCCGUCGAACUACCUGCUGGUGUCCCUGGCAGUGGCGGACCUGUCCGUGGCCAUAGUGGUGAUGCCCUUCGUAAUAGUGACGGACCUCACCGGGGGCAAGUGGCUUUUUGGGGAGGUGUUCUGCAACAUCUUCAUCGGCAUGGAUGUAAUGUGCUGCACUGCCUCCAUCAUGACCCUGUGUGUGAUCAGCGUGGACAGGUACCUGGGGAUUACGCGGCCUCUCACCUACCCAGCGCGGCAGAACGGUCAGCUGAUGGCAAAGAUGAUCCUGGGAGUGUGGCUGGUGUCGGCGUCCAUCACCCUGCCCCCUUUCUGUGGCUGGGCCAAAAACGUCCACACAGCCGGCGUGUGCCUCAUUAGCCAAGACAUUGGCUACACCAUCUAUUCCACAGCUGUAGCCUUUUAUAUUCCCAUGCUGGUCAUGCUGUUCAUGUACUACAAGAUCUUCAGGGCAGCUCGCAAGAGUGGCGCCAAGCACCGUUUCACCGACCUCUCGCGCCGCGAACGCCUUGAAACAGUGGCUAAUGAGGCGCUCCGCAUGCAGGGCCUGAAGCCGCCCGGUGUGAUGGAGGAGUGCGCCGCCUUGUCCCGCCUGCUGAACCGUGAGCGCAGAAACAUAUCCAUCUUUAAGAGAGAGCAGAAAGCAGCCACAACACUGGGGGUAAUCGUGGGGGUGUUCACCGUGUGUUGGCUGCCCUUCUUCAUCCUGUCCACUGCCAGGCCCUUUAUCUGUGGAGUGGAGUGUAGCUGCGUGCCCAUCUGGCUGGAGCGCACGCUGCUCUGGUUAGGCUACGCUAACUCCCUAAUGAACCCCUUCAUCUACGCCUUCUUCAAUCGAGACCUGCGCUCCACUUAUCGUGACCUUCUCCGCUGUCGUUAUCGCAACAUCAACCGUCGACUGUCUGCCGUCGGCGUACACGAGGCACUCAAGGUUUAA